AUGGAAAUCCACCUUAUCGUGCUUCUCCAAUUCAAGCCCGAAACCAGCCCUACCGUUCAACAUGACGUCGCUGCUGGAUUCAAAGCAUUAAAGGAGAACUGCAUACAUCCUGGAACCCAGAAACCAUAUAUUCUUUCUAUGAAAGGCGUUUCUAUUGAGGGGGCUCAGAAUGGAAUCAGUCAUGCUUUCGUUUCAUCGUUUGCCAGUUUCGAGGAUCGAGAUUACUUUGUCAAGAGCGACCCAGCGCAUAUAGAGUUGGUGCAGAAUGCCAAGGGGUAUUUGGAUAAGGUCCUGGUUAUUGAUUUUACCAAUGGUGUGCUUAUUAAGAAAUUAUAA
Molecule: messenger RNA, 336 nt
Organism: Aspergillus wentii DTO 134E9
Lineage: Eukaryota; Fungi; Ascomycota; Eurotiomycetes; Eurotiales; Aspergillaceae
Product: Dabb family protein
Exons: 4
Coding region: 1-336 (111 amino acids)
Source: RefSeq, a predicted model, not a curated record